AUGGCUUCCAUCGACACGAACCUUGCGACGCAGACAAAACCAGAGAAACCCAGGAAGGCGCCACUUGUCAGUAUAGCUGCAAAAGAAGGAUUCGUCGUUCUCGAAAUCGGCCCACAGAAACAACACUAUCACGUGCACAAAGCUUUGCUCACACACCACUCGGAGUACUUCCGCAACGCCUUCAACGGCUCAUGGAAAGAGUCAGACGACAAGCUGGUGACCUUGAGCGAUGUCGAUACUGUGGCUGUAGACAUCUUCGUUCACUGGUUAUACAACCAACAAAUGCCCAACGAACACCAGUGCGAUUCUCUACAUGGACAAAACAUGACGUCAGACGAAUACGUCGAUGACGACACUCUCAUCACCGGAUAUACCAAGGCACUCGUCUUUGGCGAUAGGUUUCUGGCCCCUAUCUUCAGACAAGCCGCCCACGAUUGCAUCGUCGACACUUUAAUCAAUGUAGAAGAUCCGCCAGCUUCUCGCCCACCUCCUUUCUUCACGGCUACGCAGUACGCUAUGGACAACUUGCCAUCGAAUCAUAGCAUACUGGAUCUGUUCAUCAAUGUCCACUGCCGUCACUGGGAUGUGAGCGACUAUGGCAGAGUGGAUGAGAAGUCUGGGAUUGCUGAUUUGCUCAAACAAAACCUAUCGCCUGUUAUGCUGAUCCGCAUAGUUGCGCGCUAUUCUUCAAUGGCCAUAAACCUGGAAUGCGGAUGGUGGAACGAGGAAUUGGAGCGCUGCGAUUAUCACGAUCACGUGGACGACAAAGAGCGGGAGGGUUGUGAAAGAAAGUGA
This is a messenger RNA of Alternaria conjuncta, 795 nucleotides long. RefSeq lists its product as uncharacterized. The transcript is spliced from 2 exons. Gene Ontology annotation, molecular function: protein binding. Bases 1 to 795 code for a protein of 264 amino acids. NCBI's taxonomy places the organism in Eukaryota, Fungi, Ascomycota, Dothideomycetes, Pleosporales, Pleosporaceae. The record is from RefSeq and is a predicted model, not a curated record.